AAUGAUUUUUAUACACUUUGUAAAUAGAGAUUUGUAAACAAGUACAAAAUUUCUUUGGAAAUAUUGUUUAUUUGAUCGAUGAAUCACAAUCAUCUACAAUUGUUACGAGUAUUGUGAUUACGAUGUAGAAUAAUUGAACACCGACUUGAUGACUGAACGGCACUGUUUCUGAGUAUUCGUUAAUUUUAUUUAUUUGCAAACAUGAUUGUAAAGUGUAUCAGUGUAGUGACGUGUGCUGCGUGUUUUUUAUACACGUUUUAUAUUUUGUGUAAUUUGACAUAUUUUCUGUCGUAUCAUAAGGAAGUUCAAAAUAUAAAUAUUUCAUUGGAGAAAGAUGAACAUUUUGAUUCUGUAUUAUGGUUAUUAAUAAUAAAUACAUCUUUGGUAAGUACCUUUAUGGUACAACACUCAUUUAUGGCCAGUGACUUUAUGAAAAAUUUAUUUUGUAAAUUAAAUAUGGAUUAUAUGGAAAGAAGUAUAUACAAUGUUACCAGUGCAAUGACUUUACAUUUGCUACUUAAUCAAUGGCAAAUUAUUCCAUCAAUCGCAUUAUGGAAGUUCGAUACAUCUAGUAAUAUUGUAUGGUUCAUAUUCACUGCCUUUCAUGUCUUGGCUUGGUCAAUAAUUUAUAGCGGAUGUUUAAUGAUGGACAUAUCAGAAUUAACUGGGCUUAAACAAGUAUACUAUAAAUUUUCAUUUCUGCCAAGCCCUAUGAUAAUGAAGUCUAGAGAACUGUUACGUUAUUAUUCGCAUAUGAGGCACCCAAGUUUUACAGGGUUUCUCAUUGUCUUAUGGAUACAUCCUUAUAUGACAUUAGACAGAAUAUUGUUAGCUUCGAUACUCACAAUUUACAUGGCCCUGAUGUGGACCAUUGAUAAAGAGGAUUAUAAUUAUCAUGCUAGUCUUGUAAGACAAAAGCAAAGAGAAUUACUUUAA
This is a messenger RNA of Colletes gigas, 936 nucleotides long. Its product is annotated as nurim homolog. Gene Ontology annotation, cellular component: nuclear membrane. The transcript has 3 exons. NCBI's taxonomy places the organism in Eukaryota, Metazoa, Arthropoda, Insecta, Hymenoptera, Colletidae. Bases 202 to 936 code for a protein of 244 amino acids. The record is from RefSeq and is a predicted model, not a curated record.